AUGCUAUCAUUCAUACAGUACACACUAGGAAUCAUGAGCAGUCUCGGCAACGGCAACAAUCAGCACAACAUCAACAGCAACACCGGAAGCAGCCAAAACUCGGCAGCAGAAGGCACAAUGGAGCGUGGAAGCUGCAUCCUCGUACGUUAUGCAAGCCAAAAUUCACUGGACGAAAGCUCGCAGAAGCAGCUGCCACGGUCAAAUGGGAAGGAAAAAACGACCGGAGCCUACCGUAACAACAUCCACACUCAGCGUUCAUUCGAGGCCAUGAACAUGAUGCGAGAGCAAAAUCUUCUCUGUGAUGUGGUGCUGGUCGCGGAAGGCAUUGAAAUCCCUGCCCACAAAAUGGUGCUCGCAUCCUGCAGCCCGUACUUCUAUGCGAUGUUUACCGGGUUCGAGGAAAGCCGACAGGACCGCAUCACACUGCAAGGGGUCGAUCCGCGAGCACUGCAGCUACUGAUCGAGUACGUGUACCGGGCGGUAGUGGAGGUUACGGAAGAUAACGUGCAGAUACUGCUGACUGCGGCCAAUUUGCUGCAACUGACCGAUGUGAGGGAUGCGUGCUGUGACUAUCUGCAGACCCAGCUCGAUCCAAGCAAUUGUUUGGGGAUACGCGAUUUUGCCGACAUACACGGGUGCAUCGAUCUACUGAACUAUGCGGAAACAUACAUUGAGCAACAUUUUUCGGAGGUCGUUCAGUUUGACGAGUUUCUAAAUCUGACCAGUGAUCAAGUGGCUCAUCUGAUCAAGAGCGAUCGUUUAUCAGUACCAACAGAGGAGAAGGUCUACGAAUGCGUCAUCACUUGGAUACAGUACGAUGUGAAUGGACGCCAGCACCAUCUGGCAGAGCUUAUGGAACACGUACGGUUACCAUUACUCUCCCAGGACUAUCUCGUCCAGUACGUCGAGAAGGAGCAGCUCAUGAAGGGUGACCUUCAGUGCAAAGACUACAUUAUAGAGGCACUCAAAUAUCAUCUGCUCAAGGGUGAACAGAAAACGUGUUUCAAAACGCCCCGCACCAUUCCACGCCAACCCGUUGGAUUGCCGAAGGUGUUGCUUGUUAUCGGUGGCCAAGCACCGAAAGCUAUCCGCUCGGUCGAAUGCUACGAUCUGCGGGAGGAAAAGUGGUACCAGGUAGCUGAGAUGCCCACACGCCGUUGCCGAGCCGGGCUGGCCGUGCUAGGCGACAAGGUGUAUGCCGUCGGUGGCUUCAAUGGGUCGCUGCGUGUGAAAACGGUCGAUGUGUACGAUCCGAUACUGGACCAGUGGACCACGAGCCACAACAUGGAGGCACGUCGAUCGACGCUUGGUGUUGCGGUACUUAACCAUUGCAUUUAUGCCGUCGGUGGGUUCGAUGGGUCGACAGGCUUAAGCUCGGCGGAGAUGUUCGAUCCCAAGCGGCAAGAGUGGCGACUGAUUGCGUCCAUGUCGACGCGCCGCAGUUCGGUAGGAGUCGGUGUAGUGAACGGUCUCCUGUACGCCGUUGGUGGGUAUGACGGUGCGUCGCGACAGUGUUUAGCCUCGGUCGAACGGUACAAUCCUUCCACGGACACCUGGACACAGAUUGCGGAAAUGUCUGCCCGACGUAGCGGAGCGGGAGUCGGUGUGCUGGAUAACAUUCUGUACGCGGUGGGCGGUCACGACGGGCCGUUGGUACGAAAGUCGGUCGAAGCUUACGAUCCAGCUACAAACACUUGGCGUGCGGUGGGUGAUAUGGCAUUCUGUCGACGGAACGCUGGAGUUGUCGCACACAACGGCAUGCUGUACGUGGUCGGUGGUGAUGAUGGACUCUCGAAUCUUGCAUCGGUUGAAGUGUACAGCCCGGAGACUGACAGUUGGCGUAUUUUGCCCUCGUCGAUGAGCAUCGGCCGCAGUUAUGCUGGAGUAGCGAUGAUAGAUAAGCCCUUGUGA
Anopheles marshallii is the source of this 1911-nucleotide messenger RNA. RefSeq names its product ring canal kelch homolog. The coding region runs from base 1 to 1911 and encodes 636 amino acids. The record is from RefSeq and is a predicted model, not a curated record. Gene Ontology annotation, molecular function: protein binding. The transcript is spliced from 5 exons. NCBI's taxonomy places the organism in Eukaryota, Metazoa, Arthropoda, Insecta, Diptera, Culicidae.